AUCAUACAUGACAUGGAUAAACUAGCAUACAUGAAAUAAAACAUCGCAUACAUGAUCGUUGGUUGUAUCGAAGACAUAAACUCACUCACUAAAUAAAUAGUGGGUGCCAAGAGAAAGAGAUAAUACAAUACAAAAAAAUAUGGAAAGUGUGGAAAGAAGUGGAAGCAGUGAAUGGGAAGGAAAAAUUACAAAGAAAAAGGAGAAGGGAGUACUGUUAGAAGGUUUCGUAGACGCAGAUCUUGCCAGAACAAAAAGCUUAACCGAUGAGGAUCUUGACGAGUUGAAAGGGUGUUUAGAUCUAGGAUUCGGUUUCAGUUACGAUGAGAUUCCUGAACUAUGCAACACUCUUCCUGCACUAGAGUUAUGCUAUUCAAUGUCGGAUUCUUCAUCGUUUGCAAAUUGGAAGAUCUCGAGUCCAGAUUAUGAGAGCGGCUAUAAUGGAUGAAUACUUGUAUAGAUGAACGCCUCUGCAUUUGUAUUUGCUGAGGUAACUAACCUAACUGCAUUUUUUAGUUAUAAUGCUAACUUGUGUCAAUUAUGCUAAUAUCUUCUAGAACCAACCGGAAGAAAGAUGGAGCCCGUUUUUCUUUUUUUGAAGUCAAACAAAUUGUUCCUAUCUGAUUAGAAAUUUUAUUAAUUUGUAUUAAAUUUUUGAAGGAUUUUGUUUUAGAUCUUCUUUGUUUUGCACUAAUAAGGAACUAAAAUUUAGAGCAGAAUUUAUUUUUU
This is a messenger RNA of Lathyrus oleraceus (garden pea), 726 nucleotides long. RefSeq lists its product as uncharacterized. The transcript is spliced from 2 exons. The record is from RefSeq and is a predicted model, not a curated record. Lineage: Eukaryota; Viridiplantae; Streptophyta; Magnoliopsida; Fabales; Fabaceae. The coding region runs from base 140 to 445 and encodes 101 amino acids.